UAUGGUUUGCGAAUGACAACACCAAAUAAAAUCAAUAAUGUUGCCAUUGUCUAAAAAAAAUUGCUUCCGUAACUUACACCGUAUUGAUGUAAGUCAACAAGGAUGUGUUUUGUAUCCCAAGUUAUUUAUGAAGAGGUUAAAGUGUCAUGUACGAUUCUAUCAAAUGACAUGCAAUUACACACCUUAAGAACUAUGGUCACCCAAGAGUCAUCUCAUAGCUUUUCUUGUGACAUCUUCUGACAAUUUUUGUAAACACACGCUUGUCGAAUAGGCUAUUUACUGCGGAAGUAAUGGCUUCCCUAAAAUUUAAUUGCAGAUAUUAUUUUGUAGUGAUAAUUAACAAUUAGACAAAAAUAUAAUGUAAUGUUUUCCGAAUUGAGGAAUUGCAUAAGGAUACCUUGUAUGAGAAUGGCAUUUUGAGUACGAAAUUUCCUCUGGCGUCGCGGGACAUGAACGAAAGAUAUUUGGAUUCCGAAGCGUGAACGAGAAAACCAUGAGUGACGUGAGUGGCAGCAGUUCUGGCAACAAAAGAAAAGGAAAAGGUCGCGACGAAGAGGGGUCUGAUGAGGACACUUGGGACAGUGACGAUGACGAUGAUACUAUAGCCAGGAUCCAGCGAGCGCAUUUUGCUCAGGCAGCAGCCAUGCGCGGCCGCCGGCGCUCCAACCCGCGCCCACGGCCCAUGAGCAACAAACGGAAACUAGAAGCAGUCAAACAAUUUCACGAUUUCACGAAAAAACUCAAAAAAGACACUGGUGUAGCUAUAAGAAGUCUUGUUGGUAACAAUAUAUUAGAGUUAAGUGAUUUUUCAAGUGAGGACAGUCAAUCGGACAGUGAUGGUUUGUCAGAGGAGGAGUUUGUGGUUAACCCCACUGCUGUUGAAGAGUUGAACCAGGAUGACGAAAGUUACAUAGAUCCAGAGACUGGUGAUUUUGUACAAAGUAAGAAGAGUGAUGAAAAGCCGCCUAAACCCGCCAGUCCACAGCCAGAGCUUGUGCCUGCCGAAGCGGAGCUACCCGAAGAGAAAAAAACAUUAUCUAUAAGUGAUAUUAUUAGUGAUGGUGACUUAGAUUUAACUAAAAAUGUGGAGAUUUCAGAAGUUGAAGAGAGUGAGUUGUGUCCUGAAAAGGCGGAUGAAUUAUUAGACAUGAAAAAUGAGGAGAACAGUCAAGAUUUUGACAUUACGGAAAAAUUGAAAGAAAUGGGUGAGAUUAGUGUUAAGCCAAUAAAGAAAGAUGACGAAGAAGAGAAACCACCAAGUGAGGAAGACAAGAAGACAGAGAAUGAAGAAGAUAAAAAACAAAACUCCAAUGCACUCAAUAUGAGACGGAACAUCCGAGAUGUGAUGGACGAAAAGAACCUAGAUGCAUCUACCCUGGCUGCACAGCGGCAGGAGUCAGAGCGUCUUGCGAGAGUCCAGGAGCAGCAGAGGAUCAUUAGAGAGGUACAAAAACAAAUAGCGAUAAAUCGGCAGAACAAAAUACAUCAGAAAACGUUAUCACUGUUACAAGGAGGCUCAUCCCUAUUAAAGAAAGGGCCUGGAAAACUCAACCUACCAAACACAGUAUUGGUGAAGCUGCCAUCUGGCGAGAUGAAGAAGACCACAAUGAAGUCAGGUCAAGUGGAGGUGACCAAGAUACCAAAGCCUACGACGUCUGGCGCCUCCAAGUCCAUUAAACCCGAUCAAAAGACUGAUAAGAAAGAGGUGGUAGAGAUCGUGGAUAGCAGCAGUGGCGAGGAGUCAUCGUCGUCGGGGUCCGAUUCGGACGAUUGCAUAAUGCUGUCCGACUCGGAAGCCCCGAAGAGCCCGGAGGUUGAGGAAGAUCCACAUAAUUCUGGUCUCCACGUAAAUGACGCUUACAACACGCCGGACGAACAAGGUCGAGUUCUCAUAAAUUUGGGACAUCCCGAAAAUGAGGAGGAUAUCUUCCUAGCGCCUCAGAUAGCGCGGGUUAUAAAACCUCAUCAGAUUGGCGGCGUCAGAUUCUUAUUCGACAACAUAAUAGAGUCAGUUGAAAGAUUCUCAACAUCUACCGGCUUCGGGUGUAUUCUGGCACACUCCAUGGGCCUCGGGAAGACUCUGCAAAUCGUGUGCUUUUGCGACAUAUUCCUGAGGCACACCAGCUCCAAGACCGUGCUGUGUAUCAUGCCUAUAAACACUUUGCAAAAUUGGGUGGCGGAAUUCAACAUGUGGCUACCCUUGGACGCGGCCACGAGUCCGCUGUCGGCGCACGGCGAGGUGCGCCCGCGAAACUUCCCCAUCUACGUGCUCAACGACAGCCACAAGACGCUGCAGAUGCGCGCCAAAGUCGUCAAGGAAUGGACAACGGUCGGCGGCGUCCUCAUGAUUGGCUACGAGCUGUACCGCCUGCUCAGCAUGAAGAAGGACAAGAAGCCUCGUAAGAAAAAGAAGGCCGAGCUCAAGGCCGAAGAGAAAGAGAGGGAAGAACGAGAGAAGAACAAGGAUAAACCGGACACGCUCAACGAGGAUACUCAGGGCUCCGACGCUACGUUCCAAUCGAAACUGUCCGAUGAUUCUAAGCUGGAGGACGGCGAGCCGACGUGCAAGCUCGAGGCCGAAAUCAGAGAAGAGAUGAAGAAAGAAGAGAAGAAGAACGAGGACGCUCCUACUGACGAGGACAAAAAACUGUUGGACGAAAUGUACGAAGCGCUGGUUAAACCCGGGCCAGACUUGGUAAUUUGCGACGAGGGCCACAGGAUUAAGAACUCUCACUCAAACAUAUCAUACGCCUUGAAGCAGAUGAGGACCAAACGCCGUGUCGUUCUUACAGGCUACCCACUGCAGAACAACCUACUAGAAUACUGGUGCAUGGUGGACUUCGUCCGUCCGAACUACCUCGGCAGCAAGACGGAGUUCUGCAACAUGUUCGAGCGGCCCAUCCAGAACGGGCAGUGCAUCGACUCCACGCCGCAGGACAUCCGGCUCAUGCGCUACAGGGCUCACGUGCUACACUCGCUGCUCGUCGGCUUCGUGCAGAGGCGAUCGCACGCAGUACUCCAAUCGACGCUGCCCCAGAAGGAGGAAUACGUAUUAUUGGUGCGCAUGACGCCGUUGCAAAGGAAACUGUACGAUCGUUUCAUGAACGAGGUCGUUCGCUCCACGUCUGUACCGAACCCCUUGAAGGCUUUCGCUAUUUGCUGCAAGAUCUGGAACCAUCCCGACGUCCUGUACAACUUCCUGAAGAAGAGGAGCGAAGCCAACGCCGCCAUCGAGGAAGACCUGGACCUAGAAGAGCUCGGAGGCGUCACUAAGGCGGGGCGGGCGAAGAACAGCAAGAACACGCCUGGCAGGAAACCUGGCAGGCCUAAGGGUGCCUCAAAGAAACCAGCUGCGACAAUACCACCGAACACCACCACCGGCCCAGCGCCGCCGCGCCCCGACGCACCCUACGGGAACCCUCCCUACCCGCCACAACCCUACCGACCAGACCAGCCCGGGUCCUACCCUUACAACUACCAGAACCAGCCUCCUGGCUACUAUCCACCCAACCAACAGCCUUACAACCAAAACUACCCCAGCAACUACUACCCACAGCAGCCCUACGACAACAACUACCCCAACCAGUACCCCCAAAAUAACCCAGACAUGAACAAUCAAGGAUACAACCAGAACUACUGGAACAACGGCAAUUAUUACAACAAUCCUGGCUACUAUAACAAUCCGCAGUAUCCUAAUAAUGCUCCACCACAAAACUACACAGGAAACCCUCCUGACUUCAACAGUCAGCAAUAUCCGCCUAACUACAACCCGUCCUCAAAUGACCAGCAACCUUACCCAGGUAACGCAUUACAACCUUAUCAAAACAACCAAGAACAACCAGGGACCAGUUACGGGAACCAACCCAGACCGCCGUAUCAAGGGUCUUACCAGAAUGCGCCAGGAUUCCCGGAGUAUCCUAACGGCCCACCAGGAUCUUCGUAUCCUAACAAUCAAGCGCCCCCAGAAGCUUCGUUUCCUAAUAAUCAACCGCCUACGGGACCUUAUGCUAAUAACCAACCAGCGCCAGGACCAUACCCUAAUAACCAAGCACCACCAGGACCGUACCCUAGUAAUCAACCGCCACCUGGACCUUACCCUAAUAAUCAACCCCCACCAUCCUCGUACCCUCCCAACCAACCUCCACCAAGCUACCCCAACCAACCUUACCCACCGCCAUAUGCCAAUAACGAAGCUACUUACGGGAACAACCAGCCUCCUUACAACUUCCCCGCUUAUCCCAACAACAUGCCGCCUAAAGAAGAACCACAAAUUAAAUCUGAAUCUGGUAACUUCCCAACCAAUGACAUUAAGCCAAACGUUGGUCCCGGUCCAAACGGUGGCUUCGGGCAAACUCAGUUCGAUAAUACAUCACCUUAUUUGGGCUACAACAGUGGAUCUAAUCAAGCAAACCGACAGAUUAAGAACGAGCCUAAUCUUGGAUUCCAACCUGGUGAAGUCAAGAACGAAACAGGCCCUAAUGCAGCGCCUUACGGGAAUCCAGGUUAUAAUUAUAACCAAACUAACAUACCAGGUUUUCCAAACCAAGAUAAUAGUACAAAUGGGAAUUAUCCGUUCCCGUCCUAUCUUGAAACUAAACCGCCACUCGGAAGUAAUAGCUCCGGCAGUCCGCUCACAUCUUGGCCUCUAGAAUCAAUCAAAACAGAAGUCGACAAACUCAAAGCUGAGGAGAAAACUGAAACGAAAUCCGAAUCAGACGGUGAAGUCAAAAUCGCCGAUUUAGACACCAAAAUGAUUGUCAAAGAUGAAGGAAAAAAGACUAAAGAAAUAUCCAGUCUCGCAAAAGACAAUACAAAGAAACCUCAAGAUAAAAAGGAAAAGACGAGGAAAUCUAAGAGCGAUGCUUCCGAAUCUGAAGAUGAGGGUAAAAAAUCUAAACAGAAAGGCAAAGGCAAGGAAAGCAAGAAAUCUGACAAACCGAAGCCAAGGGGUCGACCUAGACUUGCCAAAGGAAGGAAAGACAGAAAAACUUCUAAAGAGAAAGAGGAUUCAGAGUCUGAGGACAGUGAAAAAGAAGAAAAACUAAACAGAGAAGAAGAAUUAGCCCUAAUGAAGAAAGCAGAAGAGGUAACAUAUGAUUGGGCUGCUGAACUGCUUAAAGACUAUAUCCCUGGUAUUAUAGAGAAUUCCUCUAAGAUGGAACUUUUCUUCUAUUUGUUGAAUGAGAGCAUAAAGAUGGGCGAUAGAAUACUGCUUUUCAGUCAGAGUUUGUUUACGUUGAACCUCAUUGAAGACUUUUUAGAGAGGAAUUAUAUUCCUGGCACAAACUGUUUGUGGGAGAGGAACACUAAUUACUAUCGUCUAGACGGCUCAACGCACGCGCUAGAGCGAGAAAAACUAAUAAACGAAUUCAACGCCAACCCAAAUAUCUACCUGUUCCUGGUAUCGACGCGCGCCGGCUCGCUAGGAAUUAACCUGGUCGGCGCAAACCGCGUCAUCGUGUUCGACGCGUCAUGGAAUCCCUGCCACGACACGCAGGCCGUAUGCCGAGUUUAUAGAUACGGGCAGAAGAAACCGUGCUUCGUAUACCGCUUCGUAAUGGACUGGUGCCUCGAGAAGAAGAUCUACGACCGACAAAUCAACAAGCAGGGCAUGGCCGACCGCGUCGUUGACGAGUGCAACCCCGACGCUGUUCUAUCUAUGAAGGAGAUCACUAAUCUGUGCUUCGAUAAUGACGAGAAGGAAUCCGAGCCCAAAGACCUGUCCGAGCACAAAGACAAGUACCUGGACGUGCUGAUGCAGGGCAUCAUCCAGCAUCACAGCAAGCUGCUGAGCAAGGAGCCCUUUCAGCACGAGUCGUUGCUGGUCGACAGGAAGGAGAAGAAACUGUCCAGCGCGGAGAAACGAUUGGCUCAGAGAGGAUACGAAUUAGAAAAGAAGGCAGCCCUAGCGCCGAAGCCGACGACGGCGUACCGGACGGUGCGCACGGCGGACGGCAGCGUGGUGCAGCGGCCAGUGGGCACCGUGCGGCCCAUGCAGCACGGCGCGCGCUGGAUCCCCGCCGACGUGUGGCGCCGCCAGGGCAUGACCGCGCAGGAGAUGACGCUGCCGCUCGACGUGGUGAUACCAACCAACUCCGCCGAGAAGACGAACAUCGUCCUGAAGGCCGGUCAGCGAGUCAUGGUGCUCAAGUCACCGAAGGGUAUCUACAUGCAGCUGGAGUCUGGCAAGAUCAUCGCCAUCAAGACCUCGUUCAAGGGUCUGGGGCAGAAGGCGGCUGAUAACAAGGAUAGCAGCCCUAUUGGGAAGAAAAUCCUGGGCAGCCGUCCAGGCAGCAUACCGGGCUCUCUAAAGAAUAACUCCGCAAUCACAAUAACUUCCAAGAGCGGCCCCCGACCCGGCUUCCAGCGGGUCAUAACCAGGCCCGCCAUAAUAGGCCACAACAAGAUCUCCAGGCCUCUUCUCCCCGGACAGAAGAUAGCCGACAUCCGGAACCGGCUAGGGGAGAUGCGCUCCUACGGCACCGUGCGACACAGACUACCCCCGCACCCUGGCCGCAUCCUCCGACCCAACCUCCCGGGAUCACUUAGCAUAACAAAAAUCAGAAGGGACGCUAAAAGAUCUGAUAAUGAAAAUAGCGACUCUAAUCCCCCAACUAAGAUCGACUCCGACGAUGAUACUCAAAUCCUAGACAGCGACGAAGAAGAAACGGAAAAGGCGAAAAAAGCAGUUAGCGAACAAAAAUCAAAGACGCUCGCGGAAAAUUCUGAAGACUCAAAAUCCUCCACAAGCUCUGAAAACCAAAAGAAAAGUGCCAAUACUCAAGAAAAACUUUCAGAACCUAUUGUUUUAACGACUGAUGAAAAACUACCUUCGGAGGAGGCUCUAGAAGUCAAAAAUUCCGACACCAGCGACUCCCAUUUAAGCGACGACUCUAGGACGCGCGUAGAUAACUCCCAAACGCCCCCGAUGGAUAACGUCGAGAGGAAAAUUAAUUUACUGAAAAACUAUAGGCAUCAAAGACCCGGCAGUAGGCCUCAAACGGAAUCCAGCUUGAGUAUAUUAGAGAGGACGGCCAGCGUGCUAAAUAAGGAGGGCAUGCCGGACUUCCGGAGGAACCUAGACGAUAUAACUCAGUCGUAUUCCCCAGGUAGCGAAGAAAAGCCGGGGACUAAGUCGAAGAAGAAAAAGUCUCCCAACAAGGAGGGCGAAUCUCAGAGUCAGUUUAAUUCGGGGAUGUCUCAUAGUGUGUCUAGUCUGCUGGGGUCGCCGGGCGCGAAGCGGAGCGACCACGGCGCGGCGCCGGCGGCGCCCGGCCCGGCCGCCGACCUGGCCGUGGCGCCCGCCGCGCCGCCGGCGCCGGACUGCAAGCCGCCCCAGCCCUAUCCCGCACCGGGCCUGCCGCCGGAGGCGCCUUAUGCGCAAUAUCCAGGUUACGGCAUGAACUACGGCGCGUACCCCGACUCGCCGUACUACGGCUACGGCAACUACCCGGCCGGCUACGCGGGCUACGCGCCGCCCGCGCCGGCGCCCGCGCCGCCCUACCCGCCCGCGCCGCCCGCCCCGCUCGCCGCGCCGCCCGACUACCUGCCGCCCAACCCGCAGUGGUAAACCUCCUGGGCGAUACGAACUACCCGAAGGUGGUUAGAACACGAGUGCACUCACUAAACGUACCCCGUACGGUAAAAGUGCGGUACAUCUUACGUCAGUGCGGCAAAAGUGCUCUUUAACUUACCCAGCAGUGGUAGUGUGGUACCUAGAAGUGUAAAGUGUAGUGAAACUGUGGUAAAUUGAACAGUGUUCAGGUGACACGAGAUUCUAAUCCUAAUAUUGAGUGAUGUAAUUUUAGAUGUUCUUUUCGAGGAGUGUGAAUGUGUAUAGGCCGCGGUCCAUCGAGGGAGGGUACGAGUUGUAUUGCAGUUUUAUACUUAAUGUACUUCGUGCCGCGCUGUGAAAUUUUAUAAGACCUUUAUUUUCUAAACCUGUAUGCAAAAUUUAUUGUAUUUUAUCUUCUAUUUAUUUUUUUCUGCGAGUCUUAUAAAGUUAUAAACUAAUGCUGAGAAAUUGUCCUUCAUUUGGAUCUUUUCUAUUCAUCCCUGCCUUGUUUUGAUGAAUAUUAUUGACAUAGGAAUACUUAUGACAUUGUAAGCGAGGUAAAAUGGAAGUAUUUCGCCUCUAUGGUACUUAUUAUUUAAGUAGGACGAUCCGCGGGCACCUUUUUAUCAUAAUAACCAGUGUCAAAUGCGACUAGUAAGUCAUUAGUCGUUACAAUGUAAAUGAAAUAAUGUCUUUCCAAUGUGCGGCUAUGCGUGAAUCUAUGGAUGUGAUACGUUGGUUACUUAGCGUUAGAAAUAGCGUGUAUGAUGGUAUUUAUCUAUGUAAUUUCUAGCUUAGAUAGGAUGCCCACUUAUACUAAUUAAAUAUCUUAGAAAUGUUCUCAUUUAUCCAUUCAAUAGAGCCGUGAUAUGUGUAACAUUAACAUAGUAGAAUGUAUGCAGACUUGCAUAGAAAACUAUUUAUCUAAUCUAGUUUAUAUUUCAAGUGUUCCAAACUCGAAAAACAAAAUCUUUUAAUAUAGAUUUCUAUCUUUUCUUUGGUGUGUUACAAGAGAAGCGAUUAUCUCGUAGGUUUUUGUUUUUUUUUUUUGCAUCGCAACAUAAACUUAAUCUACAUAGCGACAUUUUUUAUCUCAAUAGCAGUGGGUUGUUUAAUUUAAACGUCACUUACCGGACCAGGCGGUCUAGCAUAAGUUGCGUUCUCGCGCACGAGUCCAUUCUUGAAGUCGCGCUUGAUGUAUGGAGUCGCGUGCGAGAACGCAACUCAUGCUAGACCGCCAGGUCAUUUGAAGCUUUUUUCUGUUAUAAGAGGCUGAAACUUCAAUUAAUCAUCUUAUGUUCUUACGAGUAUUGGCUAUGUGCACGAAGCCUUCGGGAUACAUUAAUUAUUUAACAUUUAACAGGCAUGACAUAAAAAUUGACAUUUACGCCACUGCAUGUCCUGUGAUUGACUUCACUAAAUGCACUUUGCACAUAGCCAAUAUCUGUCGACCUUAAUUAACUGAUGUGUGUAACAGUGGCGGCGCGUCCAUAAAAGCAGAUUCCCACCGGCUUGCCUGUUUUUGGACGUAUGAGCAGAGUUGUAAAGGAAAUAUGUAUGCCAAAUUAGCCCCGGCUUGCCUAUGGAUAUGUUUGACGCGCCGCCACUGGUGUGUAAUUAGCAGCACACAAUACGCUCUCCCACAGAUAAUUAUCGUCAUGAUACAUGUAAUCUCAUUGUAAAGCGACGGAUUUUUAAUGUACCAGAUUGUUGAAAGACUAAAUGUGAUAUUUAUGAAUUUGCUGUUUUGGUAACCUGGUACUAAGUGAAAAUCAAUCUUUUUACAGUUUCGAUGAGCUUUGUUUGGUGUAUAUGCCUGUUAAUUUUCCUCAAUAUAUAAUAUGUAAUGCAUAUGUGAUAGUCUGAUAAUUUAUGUCACAACAUAUAGUACUUUUACGUUAGCAGUAUUAUAUUUUGCUUGUAUACGAUUUUCGCAAAGUGCAUAUAGAUUACAAAAUAGUGUAAGUUAAAAUCGAAUUUUUAAUUGACUAAGAAAGGAGCAAAUAAAUUACUUUCUGUGAAUAGUUCUCGAAAUAUAAUUUUUAAUAAGUGCCAGAUCAAAAAAUUCGUAAUUUGCGUAGUUUUUGAAUACAUUUGUGGUUUACGUUUCUUGUGAUAUACAGUCAACAGCAGCAGUUGCUAAGCGGGCCAGGUGUUCAAAAUGAUGUUGACGCGACUUUAUUGUUAAAAUAAUAAGAGGGCGUCAAGGUAAUUUUGAACAUCUCGCCCGCUUAGCAACUUCUGCUGCUGAUUGUAUCUACAGAGAUACUUGACUACCUAUUUUAAAUUAAAAAAGCGGGAUUAUCUGUGAGCUCCAAUUAGACUUUCGAUCCUUAUUAUAAAAUUUACUCUUAUCGAAUCGAACAUUAAAGCCCCAUUUACACUGCGAGAACUUUCAUGCAAUAUUCGAUGACAAUGACUUCAGUCGAUCGAUUAAAUACCGCAAUGUAACGAAAAUCGCAAUCAUGUUCGUGAUCCGUCUAAAUGGGGCUUAACCUUUUCGACGCCGUGUCAAGCACAAAAGUUGUCACGCGGACGCCUCCGCGUCACCGUCACCGAAGUGUUAAAACUGAAAUUGAACUUUAUGCCUAUGCACAUAGGUCUAUGUUGCUCUGUUGUCUGUGAAUCAGUCUGGCGUUGAACCUGCGGUGCGGAUGUAUCGGUCAUUGGCGUCCAAAAGGUUAAAGCAAAGAUAAAUAUUAAAAUACUAUAUCAAUGCCAAAACGCUCUGCUAGAAGUCUGUGUACUGUAUGCAAAUUAUAUUUCGAGAAGUAUAACAUUUUUUAUGUGUUGAAUCUCGCACACCAGACGAAAAGUAGAAAUAACGCUGUCAUUAUUUUUUAAAUUUAUAGCCAUUCGUGUGUUGCCCUGUGUACAAAUAAGCGUUCGGCGAUAAUGUUCGAAGUGAUACAUAACAGUGCAUUUUAAAUUGAUCCAUAUUACUGUACCGGCGAUAUCUAAUAAAGAAAUCAGUAAACAGUA
This is a messenger RNA of Cydia fagiglandana, 10537 nucleotides long. RefSeq lists its product as uncharacterized. The record is from RefSeq and is a predicted model, not a curated record. Gene Ontology annotation, cellular component: nucleus. The coding region runs from base 494 to 7570 and encodes 2358 amino acids. The transcript has 23 exons. NCBI's taxonomy places the organism in Eukaryota, Metazoa, Arthropoda, Insecta, Lepidoptera, Tortricidae. Gene Ontology annotation, molecular function: ATP-dependent chromatin remodeler activity; ATP binding; ATP hydrolysis activity.